AUGUUGCAUCCACCAAGCAUGUCAGAAGUAACUAACACCACUCAUAAUCCUUUCUACUUUAUCCUCACGGGCAUCCCUGGAUUUGAGGCUCUCCAUCUCUGGAUCUCUAUCCCCUUCUUCUGCCUCUAUACCAUCUCCAUUAUGGAAAACACCACCAUCCUCACUGUCAUCCGCACAGAGCCAUCUCUCCACCAGCCCAUGUACCUCUUCCUCUCCAUGCUGGCCCUCACUGACCUGGGUCUCACUCUUAUUACGCUGCCCACUGUCAUGCAGCUCCUCUGGUUCAACAUUCGGGAAAUCAGCUUUGAGGCCUGGUUUGCCCAGUUCUUCUUCCUCCAUGGCUUCUCCUUUAUGGAAUCAUCCGUUCUAUUGGCCAUGUCCUUUGACCGUUAUGUGGCCAUCUUCCGCCCACUCCAUUAUGCCUCUAUCCUCACCAAUGAGGUCACUGGUAGAAUUGGGUUGACCAUCAUUUGCCGCUGUGUUUUAGCUGUUCUUCCCUCCCUUUUCCUACUCAAGCACCUGCCGUUCUGCCAUUCCCGCCUUCUUUCUCACUCCUACUGCCUUCACCAGGAUAUGAUUCAGCUGUUCUGUGCUGACAUCAGGGUCAACAGCUGGUAUGGAUUUGCUCUGGUCCUGCUCAUUAUUGUAUUAGACCCUCUGCUCAUUAUACUCUCCUAUGUACUCAUCCUGAAAAGCAUCUUGAACACAGCCACUUGGACUGAGCGACUCCGGGCUCUCAACCACUGUGUGUCUCAUAUGCUGGCUGUUCUUGUUCUCUAUGUCCCCAUGGUUGGUGUGUCUAUGACUCACCGCUUUGCCAACCAUGCCUCUGCAUUGGUCCAUGUUCUCAUGGCCAAUAUCUACUUAUUGGCACCUCCUGUGAUGAACCCCAUCAUUUACAGAGCAAAAUCCAAGCAGAUCUGCCAGGGAAUCACUCGCCUCCUCUUGCAGAGAAAAGCACACUGA
Molecule: messenger RNA, 966 nt
Organism: Phodopus roborovskii (desert hamster)
Lineage: Eukaryota; Metazoa; Chordata; Mammalia; Rodentia; Cricetidae
Product: olfactory receptor 51Q1
Exons: 1
Coding region: 1-966 (321 amino acids)
Biological process (GO): G protein-coupled receptor signaling pathway
Cellular component (GO): membrane
Molecular function (GO): olfactory receptor activity; G protein-coupled receptor activity
Source: RefSeq, a predicted model, not a curated record